Molecule: messenger RNA, 1586 nt
Organism: Aegilops tauschii subsp. strangulata
Lineage: Eukaryota; Viridiplantae; Streptophyta; Magnoliopsida; Poales; Poaceae
Source: RefSeq, a predicted model, not a curated record
CAUCUCAAACACCGGUAUAUCAAGGCGCGCCGACGAUCAAUCCAUGGCGCGGCAGCUCGUAGGUCUUUUCGCAGCUGCUUUGGUGGCCGCUGGCGCCGUCGCCGCCGCAGGGGCGGGACUGCCGUCCAACUUCGCCAUGAUAACCCCACGGGGACCGUUACUAGGGAAGCGGGACGCGGGGGAGUACUGCGGCAAGAGGAAGUGCAUGGCCAAGUGCGAGAGCCGCUGCCCGGACCAGUGCUUCGUCCUCUGCCCCAGCUGCAAGACGCUAUGCAUGUGCGACUACUACCCGGGCAUCUCCUGCGGCGACCCGCGCUUCACCGGUGGCGACGGCAACAACUUCUACUUCCACGGCAAGAAGGACCAGGACUUUUGCGUCCUCUCCGAUGUUGAUCUCCAUGUCAAUGCCCAUUUCAUUGGCACACACAACCCCGCCACGGGUCGUAACUUCACCUGGAUCCAGGCCAUUGGCAUCCGCUUCGCGGACCACCGCCUCCUCGUCGGUGCCAAGAGGACCGUGAAAUGGAGCAACCGCGUCGACCGUCUUGAGAUUGGCUUGGACGACGAGACCAUCGAUCUCCCUGCCAAGCUCGACGCGCGUUGGGAGUCGGCAGCCGUGGCAGGCCUGACCAUCACGAGAACCGCCACGACCAAUGGCAUCAGAGUGCAGCUCAAGGGGGUGUUUGACAUCAUGGCCAGCGUGGUGCCCGUCACGGAGAAGGACUCUCGCAUCCACAACUACGGUGUCACGGAGGACGACUGUCUGGCUCACUUGGACAUCGGUUUCAAGUUUCACGACCUCACCGACGAUGUGCACGGCGUCCUUGGUCAAACGUACCGUUCUGACUAUAUUAACAAGCUUAGGGUGAGCGCUAGCAUGCCGGUGAUGGGCGGCAUAACCAGCUAUGUAUCAUCGGACAUCUUUUCCACUGAUUGCGCGGUUGCUAGAUUUGGUCGCCGUACCAGCAUCUCGAUGGUUGCAUCAAGUGAUAGUUGAAGUACUUUUCCGACCCGAAUAAUUAAGUUCAUGUACAAAGUGUCAUAUAAAUAAGGCACAUGGAUCUUUUUGGAGAAACCCCAUAUAUAUUUAUAUAUUUUAUCGGCACAUCCAAAUUCCAGACAACGACCCUUAGUCAUACGGGCAACUCUCUUCCUACCGUGCAUACCCAGUAAUAUUUUACGAAAGUGGAACUUUGUAAAGUUUGAUGAAGUUCAAAGAAAAAAUAUAAUUAUUUAUGAUACCAAAUAUCUAUCAUACAAAACAAUAGUUUUUAAUGACCAGUAGUAUUGAUUUGAUAUUGUAAAUGUUGGUGGGUAUUUUUCAUAAACUUGAUAAAAAAUUGAUUUAAAAAAUAUUAUCUACACUACAAUUUGACAAGGAGAUAAUAAAAACUAGGCGGCCAUCCAAUAGUGUUAACUUGAUCAACAAAAUUGGUUUUCAAAUGUCUUUUUGUCUACUCUAAUAAUUGGCGUAAUUUUCUCCAUGUGUGACCUGCCUCCUCAGACCUCAACCACCAAAGAUAGCACUGGGGUAGCAAUUACCUCCUGCAGUCCUAGCUCUGGGAACCCAUGCAGUUGUUGUAUCA